This is a messenger RNA of Oikopleura dioica, 1146 nucleotides long. NCBI's taxonomy places the organism in Eukaryota, Metazoa, Chordata, Appendicularia, Copelata, Oikopleuridae. The record is from the annotation of a GenBank genome assembly.
AUGAUAACUCGUAGUCAGAGAGCUGAGACAAUGGAGGUUAACAUGUGCCGCCGAGACAUUAACCAAAGAUGGGGAAUCACAAUCAAAGACAAUUUCGGAGAAACAGUUGUCACGAGAUUGACGCCUGGCUCACUCGCCGCCAAUUGCGGACUAGAGCUCUACGAUGUCAUCACCCAUGUCAACGGAACGAAUGUGAAGACGCACUCGAAAAAUCUCGUCUUAGAAAUGCUUCGUGAAACAAAUGUCCUUUCGAUAAAAAUCUAUCGCGGACCAGCAUCGAAAAAACCACCUGUAGGGGACAUUCCCGUCUAUCCAUGGCCCGGUGAGGAUCAAAAUGGGAAUCUGGAGAAGCCGAAAAUUGGUUUCAACGCCAAAACGAAGGAAGCGAAAGCUUCCAAAAGCUCCGAUGGAAGAAUAUCGAAACGAGGUCGACCGAAGGGUACCAAAAACAAAAAAAAGGGGCCGAAGGUCAAAAUUGUCAAGAAAAACAACCCACCGAGGAAUCAAGACUCAUCGAUUCUGGACUUGUUGGAGUUAACAUCUGACGAAGAAGAUCGGGCAAGUAUCGAAGAUGAGCUCAACGAUGAUGUUUCAAUCGAUCUUCAAGUAGAAGGCUCACCAACGUCUUCACAAAGGGCAAGAUCCAGAGAGAGAACAACUUCGCAAUCAAGCAGUCGGAAUCACAAGAAGAAAUCCAGAAAAUCCGACGGGGUAUUCAUGCCACUCAUUCCAUUCGAUAAUGGCGAGGACCCGUACGAAUGGGACAAUCCCUACAAAACAAUGGGAAAGAACAGCGGGGCGGCAAUCAAUUUAACUCAAAAUUCAACGGAGAAAAACUCGAAGGCAGGUACGAAUCCGUUGGAUCUUUUGGGAGAUGUUGCCAAUUUGGAGCUUGAAAAAAUGGGAAAAGAAAAUGAAGAAGAUCAAAUUAAAGCUCUGAAAAACAGUUUAUUGGAGCAAGAAAUCGUCAUUGACGAAUUAAAAGAAGCUCGGCUUGCAGAGCAGCAACAAAUUAAGGACUUGCAGGCGGACAAUAAACGCCUUUCGAGAGCUCUUAAAGCUCUACAAGGAGUAAAAGACACAAAUUCCAAGAAAGUUCAAGACGAUCUGAAUCGAGAAAAGGAGAAAAUCAGCAGCUUCGGAUAA